This is a messenger RNA of Rotaria socialis, 813 nucleotides long. The record is from the annotation of a GenBank genome assembly. Lineage: Eukaryota; Metazoa; Rotifera; Eurotatoria; Philodinida; Philodinidae.
AUGGCAUCCUCUGGACAACAGAAAUUUUGUGUUGGCUGUCAAAAUGGAGUAGUAACAUGUAGUGGAUGCAGGAAAAGCUUUUGUUGGAUUCAUAUGAGUGAACAUCGGCAAGUGCUUGAGAAACGAAUGGAUGAUAUUGUACAAGAACAUGAUCAACUACGAGAAGCUCUUAAUCCGCCAAUUGCAGUACCACAUCUUGUGGCUCGCAUUGAUGACUGGGAACGAGCAUCAGUUGAACAGAUUAGAGAAGCUGCUAAACAAGCUCAAGCAGCUCUACAGACAUAUUGCGAUCGUACGAAACAUCGAAUAGUAGAUUCGCUGGGUAACAUAACCGAACAAUUGAAAUCAAGUCAAACUUUAAAUGUCUACACUGAAAAAGAACUUGAUGAAUGGAUGAGAAAACUAGAGCAACUACGAGACAUAAUCAACAAACCUCGAAAUAUUGACAUUAUAGAGGACGUUGGAUCGGAUUCUUGUAUUCGUAUGAUCAAAUUUAUAGAAAACGCUAACACUGAAAGUACUCCCAUGGUUCAUGAAACGCCAAAAAAGUCUGUACUAUCAUUAUUACGGGGACUUUCAGGACUACCUUCUUCAACUGAUCACCAGGUGCUCGAACAACCUUUAAUAAACCGAAGCUAUGCAGUACAUACGCAGCGCAACCAGAUGGAAAACAACAUUACAUCAUUACAAGCAUCAGUGACGGAUGCUAAUGAUGGAUGCACUAAUUGUCCAAUGUGUUAUUGGGAGUUUCCUAAACAUAUGACACUCCAUGGAAAGACAGAACAUAUCGAACACCAUUUUUACACAAAUUAA